AUGGGCUGUACUGUGAGCCAGGAAGAUAAAGCCGCGGCAGAGCGCUCCAAAAUGAUUGACAGGAAUCUGCGCGAGGACGGCGAGAAAUCCGCUAAAGAAGUGAAACUGCUGCUGCUGGGAAGCCAGCUCGCUAAUGGAGGUAUGCAUAAUGCAUUCUUCGUGCUUUUAUUGGAGCCUCUGGUGGCCCAAUCCAAGACUGAGGCGAGUACAGUUUAUCUGAAUGACAUGGAGAGGAUAGGAAAAGUAGACUACAUCCCAACCCAGCAGGAUGUGCUAAGGACCAGAGUGAAGACCACUGGCAUCGUAGAGACGCAUUUCACCUUCAAAGACCUGCAUUUCAAGAUGUUUGAUGUUGGCGGUCAGCGUUCAGAGAGAAAGAAGUGGAUCCACUGUUUCGAAGGGGUGACGGCCAUUAUCUUCUGUGUGGCCAUGAGUGCGUAUGACCUGGUGCUGGCUGAGGAUGAAGAAAUGAAUCGAAUGCAUGAGAGCAUGAAGCUCUUCGACAGCAUUUGCAACAACAAGUGGUUCACCGAGACCUCCAUCAUCCUGUUCCUCAACAAGAAGGAUCUGUUUGAGCAGAAGAUCACGCACAGUCCCAUGACCAUCUGCUUCCCUGAGUAUGCAGGUGCCAACAACUACGACGAGGCCGCCGAGUACAUCCGCACCAAGUUUGAGGACCUGAACAAGAAGAAAGAAACCAAGGAGAUUUACCCUCACUUCACCUGUGCCACAGACACGAAGAACGUGCAGUUCGUUUUCGACGCGGUCACCGACGUCAUCAUCAAAAACAACCUGAAGGACUGUGGGCUCUUCUAGAGCACAAAAACUGGAAGACGAGUCGAGAUUACUUGAACAGUUUUGAUGACCAGAGGAAGUAGGGGUGGAAUACGUCCUGAGCAUCUGCACUGGCCAACCACGACUCCUGCUUCCACAUGACGGAGUCCGACACAAUUUCAACGAUUGCCAACAACCUUAGCCUCUGUUCUCCCUCCUUUGACAUUUAAUAUCUGUGUUAUUAACUCCUUGUGCUAUGACCACAAAUCACCAAUUGUUGUAUUAUCCUUUGUCCAUUUUUGUUGUUUAUUUUCUCUCCUUUUGUUAAUUUUUUUUAUUUUUGAGAAAUAGCAGAGGCAAUUUUUUUUUUAUAUGAUGCUUUAAUUUUACUCUAGGAAAUCUAAUGUGCAAGUUUUAUUCAACUUAAUUGCAUAAUGCUU
Sinocyclocheilus grahami is the source of this 1214-nucleotide messenger RNA. Its product is annotated as guanine nucleotide-binding protein G(i) subunit alpha-2-like. Gene Ontology annotation, biological process: G protein-coupled adenosine receptor signaling pathway; adenylate cyclase-inhibiting G protein-coupled receptor signaling pathway; gamma-aminobutyric acid signaling pathway. Gene Ontology annotation, molecular function: G protein-coupled receptor binding; GTP binding; GTPase activity. The record is from RefSeq and is a predicted model, not a curated record. The transcript has 7 exons. Gene Ontology annotation, cellular component: heterotrimeric G-protein complex; cytoplasm. Lineage: Eukaryota; Metazoa; Chordata; Actinopteri; Cypriniformes; Cyprinidae. The coding region runs from base 1 to 816 and encodes 271 amino acids.